Emys orbicularis (European pond turtle) is the source of this 1435-nucleotide messenger RNA. It is a transcript of the gene SUCLG2, whose product is annotated as succinate-CoA ligase GDP-forming subunit beta. Lineage: Eukaryota; Metazoa; Chordata; Testudines; Emydidae. Bases 104 to 1258 code for a protein of 384 amino acids. The record is from RefSeq and is a predicted model, not a curated record. Gene Ontology annotation, molecular function: ATP binding; succinate-CoA ligase (GDP-forming) activity. Gene Ontology annotation, cellular component: mitochondrion; succinate-CoA ligase complex. The transcript is spliced from 11 exons. Gene Ontology annotation, biological process: succinyl-CoA metabolic process; tricarboxylic acid cycle.
GGGGCUGGCCCGCCGCUCCGCCCUGCUGAGGGGCAGUUUCCCGGCUGUUCAAUUAACCUCGAGACGAUGGCUGAAUCUGCAGGAAUACCAGAGUAAAAAACUGAUGGCAGACCAUGGGGUUACAGUUCAGAGAUUCUUCGUGGCUGACUCUGCGAAUGAUGCCCUGGCGGCUGCUAAGAGACUAAAGGCAACAGAAAUCGUUCUAAAGGCUCAAAUCCUAGCUGGAGGGAGAGGAAAAGGUGUUUUCAAUAGUGGAUUGAAAGGAGGGGUCCAUCUAACUAAAGACCCUAAGGUUGUUGGGCAGCUUGCUGAACAGAUGAUUGGGUACAAUCUCGCAACAAAGCAAACUCCAAAGGAUGGCGUUAAAGUUAAGAAAGUGAUGGUUGCAGAAGCAUUGAAUAUUUCGAGGGAAACCUACUUUGCAAUUUUGAUGGACAGAGCUUCCAAUGGACCUGUGAUGGUUGGCAGCCCACAGGGAGGUGUUGACAUAGAAGAAGUGGCGGCUACUAGCCCGGAACUUAUCUUUAAGGAGGAAAUAGAUAUUUUUGAAGGUGUAAAGGACAACCAAGCAUUGCAGAUGGCAGAAAAUUUAGGAUUCAAAGGACCUUUGCAACAGCAGGCAGCAGAUCAAAUUAAGAAGCUGUACAAUCUUUUCCUGAAAAUUGAUGCUACUCAGGUUGAAGUGAAUCCAUUUGGUGAAACUCCAGAAGGACAAGUUGUUUGCUUUGAUGCCAAGAUAAACUUUGACGACAAUGCCGAGUUUAGGCAAAAAGAGAUAUUUGCCAUGGAUGACAAGUCUGAGAAUGAGCCUAUGGAAAAUGAAGCUGCCAAAUAUGACUUAAAGUACAUAGGACUGGAUGGGAACAUUGCUUGCUUUGUGAAUGGAGCUGGUCUUGCUAUGGCAACCUGUGAUAUCAUUUCCCUUAAUGGUGGAAAGCCAGCCAACUUCCUGGAUCUUGGUGGAGGUGUGAAGGAAGCACAAGUCUAUCAGGCAUUCAAAUUGCUCACUGCAGAUCCUAAGGUUGAAGCAAUACUGGUCAACAUUUUUGGUGGUAUUGUGAACUGCGCCAUUAUAGCAAAUGGCAUUACCAAAGCCUGUCGAGAGCUUGAACUGAAGGUGCCUCUGGUUGUCAGACUUGAAGGAACGAAUGUUCAUGAGGCCCAGCGCAUUCUGAAUGAAAGCGGGUUACCAAUCACCUCUGCAAGGGACCUUGAGGAUGCAGCAAAGAAAGCAGUGGCUAGUGUGGAAAACAAAUGACUCCUUGAAGAUAUUUGCCUGCAGAGGGUCUGUGAUUCACAAAAGUGACAGUCACAUUCUUGUUGCAGAGAGAAUUAUUAGGGUUCCUUAAAGCAGUCAUCAGUAUUGCUGAACUUACCUAUCUGAUGUAUCCAGAGGGUACCAAAAUUAGUGAAUCCUCAAUCUGCAUAUUUCUGG